UAUUUCAUCUUUGCUCACUUCAGAUCACAAGUGACAAGAUGCUCUUCAAGGUUGUGGCUGUGAUUCUUCUCUGGUCUCAUGUUGAGGCUCAGCUUCAGUUUGGACUUUUCCAAAAAGUGAGACUCGGAAACGUGCUUCAUGUGAACUGUGAAGUCAACAAAGAUUGGGUAACUUUGGUCUGGUACAAACUGGACACCAACAGGAGAUUACAAAAAAUAGCUAUAGAAUUUCGUGUUUCAGGUCUUAUAUUCAAAAAUAAACAUUACUCAUUGAAGUCCCACGAUACUGGUAGUACUCUGACUGUGGCAGACGUAACAUGGGAAGACGCCGGCACGUACUACUGUGGAAUAUAUAAAAACGAUUAUAUAGACUUUAGAGCAGGAACCGUUGUAGUGGUUGAAGGAGAGUCCAGGUCCAGACCAUCUGUGCUCCAGAGUCCAGACUAUAUCAGAGUGCAGCCAGGAGACUCUGUGACUCUCAGCUGCUCAUUUAACACCAGCCUCUGUCCUGAAGAAGACACCAGUGUCACCUGGGCUAAAAGUACUUCUGCUUCUCAAAUGUCUUCAUGGAACCCCAGGAUUACCACGAUGUUCUGUGAGAAGAGCGACAUAGGAGAAACUUCAUGUGUUCAUAAAGUGACCCUGACCUGGAAGGACUUCAGUUCUGCUGGAGUUGGGACCUACGUCUGUGUGGUGACUGUCUGUGGACACACGCUGCUGGGUACAGGGACCAGGAUAAAACAAGGGAAUGAGGAGCGCGUAAGCCCAGCGGCCGUGGUCCUGAUUCUGGUGUGUGUGGCGUUUGCAGUGACUGUUCUUCUUCUACUGCGACUGAUAAGAAAAAACAAGACGCAAACUACAGAAGUGGAGCGAGACACUCACAGAUCUCCUGAAGAUUAUGAGGCUGAAGAGAGUCACACUUAUGCCCAAGUGAAUCGACGGCCCGCACAGGCUCCAGCAGAGCUGCUCACCUACUCUGUAGUGAGAAUCUCUCGAGCCAAAUGA
Molecule: messenger RNA, 1004 nt
Organism: Boleophthalmus pectinirostris (great blue-spotted mudskipper)
Lineage: Eukaryota; Metazoa; Chordata; Actinopteri; Gobiiformes; Gobiidae
Exons: 5
Coding region: 39-1004 (321 amino acids)
Biological process (GO): response to bacterium
Source: RefSeq, a predicted model, not a curated record